AUGACAUCCACAGAGCCGGCGGAUACCUCCGCCACCAGCGCAGCGAGCGCCAAACGGGCGGCAUGCUCGCAAUGGACCCACAGCGACCGGAUCAAGCGCGAGUCGAGACACAUCUUCAACAAGCUGCACAGCAUCGCCGCAGAUGCUGACUUUGUGCGCCGUGUUCACUAUCGCUACGCUUCGCUGCUGGUCACGGCCAACCUGCGCUGUGGAGCCUGGUACACCGAUCCUGCCAUCACGUCGGCUGUAUCGUACUUCAAGUCCACCGACGGUCACACGCACCAGUGGAGCUUCAGCUUGAAGCGUUCCAACCUGCAUGUGAGCAUGCCAGAUGCUCUUAGCAAGACUAUCCCCGUCUGGUGCGCGGUGCUCAACACGGCAUCGCAGAGAAAGUAUGGAGUGCCUACUUCGGAAUCGGAAGCGUUCGGACUGCAUACGCCGACAUGGAUGAUCCCUCCAUCAGAGCACGAUCAGAUCCGGGCUCGCAUCGAUGGCUUCGUCACAGCGCUUCUAAAUUCUGACCUGGAUGUGCCCAGGCUCGACAAGCCGCUCCAACCAAUCUUUGUCACGCCGCAAAACGACAUGGACAUGCUCCCAAGCUCGCUUGCCAACACGACUGCGACGGAAAUUGUGCCCAUCGUAUUGCUGUCCGCAUCUAGGUUCAUCUCUGACUCGGCAAGCCUGGACUCAAACACGCCUGGUGGGGCAGAGACAGGUGGCAACAGCUUUGUAUACGUGCAGGGCGCAGGCGACGACCACGAGAACUGGGCUCGCGGCCUCACGCCAGACCUUUUCUGGCAGCACAGCGAUGCUUUACUGGCGUGCGAGAAGGACCUACUGGAAGAGGCGGUCGACAACCUGGUAAAGCAUCAUUCGACUGCAAGCGGAAGCCGCGCACAUUGGUUCACACCUCGCGCUGUCGGGUCCGAGCCGAGCGAUGGAGCCGACGCUGCGAACCGACUGGCAGGUACGGCACAAGGCGACGUGGAAGUUGGCAAUACUGGCAUCUUCAUCGGGGCACGUACAGCCGAACACAACUUUUCACCGGAUGAGCGGGCGCUGUACACCCGCAUCAUUCAUUUCACCAGCCUUGCACCUCCUGCUGUCCCUUCGAACCUCUCUUUCAACCUUGAAGCGCUCAAGAUUUCCGAUUCGGAGCCAUCGUCCAAUGUCUAUCCAAUACACAUGUCGCCAAACAAGAAAGGUCUCCUGGCUAUCCGCACAGCAUUCCCGCCGGCGAUCACGUGUGCUUACCGCACAUUGAUCGACCCAGCAAGCGCGGUAGGAAGUCGGCCAAAGAUCCUCGUGAGCUGCCAGGACGGUAAGGAUCUCUCAGGUAGCCUUGUGGUUGCGAUCCUCGCAUCUUGCUUUACCGACACGCGCCAACUCAUCACUGCAGAUGAAUCCAAGCGCGAACACGAGCUUGCGCUCACCAAGGACACCACACGGCGCCGAUUGCAGUGGCUCGUCAGCGCCAGCCCGCGUGCUGCACCAAGCAGGGCAUUCUUGCUGCGCGUCAACGAGCUUCUUCUCAGUCACAAGCACAAACCAGCACCAACAUAG
Molecule: messenger RNA, 1563 nt
Organism: Moesziomyces aphidis
Lineage: Eukaryota; Fungi; Basidiomycota; Ustilaginomycetes; Ustilaginales; Ustilaginaceae
Source: the annotation of a GenBank genome assembly